Messenger RNA from Drosophila pseudoobscura, 3153 nucleotides. RefSeq names its product Suppressor of cytokine signaling at 36E (gene Socs36E). Gene Ontology annotation, biological process: phosphatidylinositol phosphate biosynthetic process; intracellular signal transduction. NCBI's taxonomy places the organism in Eukaryota, Metazoa, Arthropoda, Insecta, Diptera, Drosophilidae. Gene Ontology annotation, cellular component: phosphatidylinositol 3-kinase complex. The transcript has 3 exons. The coding region runs from base 51 to 2003 and encodes 650 amino acids. Gene Ontology annotation, molecular function: 1-phosphatidylinositol-3-kinase regulator activity. The record is from RefSeq and is a predicted model, not a curated record.
AUCGAAAGAACAGAGAAGACUCUCCACAGAGCGGACAGACAGAGCUUCCAAUGGGUCAUCACUUCAGUAAGCCAACUGUACGCGUUGCCAGUCAGGACAAGAACAACUCCAGCAAUAUCCAACAGAAGAGACUCGAGGAAGUGGAAGUGGAAGACGAAGCAAUCAGCCUGGCAGAGGAACAGCCCCAGCAGGUGCAACUAGUGGAGGAAAUCGUAGCACAAACGGACGCCGCCAGCUCGGAAGUGCGUCAAAUCAUAAUCAAAAUUCAAUUGGCCAAAAUGGAGAAUGGCAAUGGUGGUCAGGUGCUACACGAGGAGGAGGAGGUGCAAGGUAUCGCCGUCGCUGCCGCCGCCCUGUCUGCGGACACGCUAAAUGCAAAUGAACAGCAGAUUGUGGUGGAGGCGAGGGCGCUGGCGAGUUCCGGAGGCGGACUCGGAGUCGGUGUUGGUGUCGGAUCGGUUGCGGUGUCAAAUCGAACUGCUGGCAGUUCAACGGAAGCGCCAAAAACCGAGAGACAACAGCUCGUGAAUAACAACAAUUUAGCGGGAAGUGGUGUCGGAGUCGGGAACAUUGUGGCUGAGGCAGCGAUAAGUACGCUACAAUUGAACGACGUCCACGACGCCGACGCUGACGCUAACGCUGCUGCUGCUGAUGAUGAUGAUGAUGAUGAUGAUGAUGUGGAUGAGUCGCUGCUGCGUCGGCGUCACCAGCACAGCCACGAGGCCGAAGUCGUUGAGUACUGCGAGGUGCUCGAGUCGCUGCCAGUCAGCGAAAUGUUGUCGACGGGAGCACAACACAUCGGCCCUAGCGUCAGCAAUAGCAACAGAAACAGCAAGCAAGCUCCUAGAGGGAGUGCCGCCAGCGGAAACAGUUGCUGUCGGAGUCGCAGCAGCAAAGCCCUGUCCAUGGGGGCAACAGAAUCCACGGCCGCAGCAGCGGCAGCGGCAGCAGCAGCAGCAGCACCAACCAGCACCAAGCGACGCUGCUGCAAGUGCAAGUGCCGGGACGCCCUGAGGGGCUUCAGAGAUAUGCUCGACUCCAGCAAGGAUAAGAAGGAAAUCAGCACAUCAUCGUCAUCCUCCGCGGUGACCAGCAGGAAAUCUCGCACGGCAGAUCGCCGGUCGACGCCACCCACUCUCAGUGGGGCCAGCGGAAGCGGCUUGGGGAUUCCCCAGCAGCGGCUGCAGACACAGAGGAAACGGAACUCCGUGGCGGUGCCAGAGCCAAGUCAGUUGGCGAUUUGGACAGCCCCGGCGAAUGGUGAUGUCAUCAUCCGAAUCAGCUCGCCGCAGUUUGUGGUGGAGUCACCCAAUGCCCGGGUAACAGUGGGCCCCAACAUUCGUCUGGUCACGGAGCCGGCGCCGGCACCGCUUCUCCCACACCUGCAGCAGCAGCAGCUGGAUCCGCAGCAGGUUCCUCCAGUGCGUCUCACCUAUGGCCGUCGCAGCGUGACCGUGCACUCGCAGAUAGACUUUAUGCAUUGCCUGGUCCCCGAUCUGGAGCGGAUCAUCAACAGCAGCUUCUACUGGGGCAAGAUGGACCGCUAUGAGGCGGAGCAUCUGCUCGAGGGCAAGCCCGAGGGCACUUUCCUGCUGCGCGACUCGGCCCAGGAGGAGUUCCUCUUCUCAGUUACAUUCCGCAAAUAUGGAAGAUCGUUGCACGCGCGCAUCGAGCAGAGUGGCCACAAGUUUAGCUUCGACUGUCAUGAUCCGUGCGUGUUUACCGCGCCCACUGUGACGGGCCUGCUGGAGCACUACAAGGACCCAUCCUGCGUGAUGUUCUUCGAACCCUGCCUGACCAUGCCGCUGCAUAGGAGACAGACCUUCUCGCUGCAGCAGCUGGCGCGAGCCACGAUCGUCUCGAGCACCAGCUACGAUGGCAUCAAUCAGCUGGAGCUGCCGGGGCCACUGAAGAGCUACCUCAAGGAGUACCACUACAAGCAAAAGCUGCGCGUCAAGCCCUGCGAUGCCCACACACCGGCACCGUUCUACGGCAACGUAUAGUCCGCGGCCCAUUCGGCUCAUCCGGCAAACCAGCAGCCGAUGGGCUUCUUCUACUACGAGGAAGUGGACAGCGACGAUGACGAUGAGGGUGUCAACAUCGUCCACCUGUCCUAUGUGCAGCCCGACGAGGAGGUGGUCCGAUUACAGGACAGCAGGCAGGCAGCAACCAGCGGAAGGCGGCCUCAUCGAGCUGUCUCAUCGAAUCUACAAGAGCAGCUGUGCCGGCUGCCCCAUCGCAUGGCCGUUGCCUUGGGCCGGAUGUCGUCGAAUCUAAACUGUUAUCAGCCCAUGGCAACGCUGCAGCGCAGCAAGCGCAACGCCUGAUGCAACGCAGCAAGAAUUAAAACCAAAACUCAACUAGAGACAAUCCCAGUGCAUCGUGUGCCGCCACCAUAAAGGUAUAGGAAAACUAUACGGAAAAAGCCUCCAAAAAACAAAAAGUGUGGAAUCAAAAUCAAAUCUAAUUAAUUGUACUAUUACUAAGUAUUAUCGCUUAAUGCAAUUCCUCCCCUACCCAAACCCUACCCCUACCUCCACUCUCCUAUGAUAAGUAUUGCUAGGAAAACUCGAUCUGCAUUUUGUUUUCCCGCAAGGAAAAGUAUUUCUCGUAAUAUUUCGAUGUAUAGUACGUAUUUAUUUCAAAACCAUUAACUGUAAUUUAUGGAAUCUAAAUUAUGUGUAAAUAUGAACAGUUGUAGCUACAUAUAUCAAUACUAUAUAUAGUAGAUCGGAUGCGUAUAUGAAAUACAAAAUAGUUAGUGUAAAAACUCUCUCUCAUUAGCCAAAUUUCAAAUAAUUUCAUUUAUUUAUAUGUAUUUAUGUAUGUCCGCUCGUACAUUUACAUUGUAUUUAUUUAUUCAAAGAAGUUUUCCGCCUACAUAUAAAGGAAAACCGUUCGAUUGUACAUAUUCUGGAUCUUCGUAUUAGCUAUAGUUAAGCAUUAUCCAAUAUACAAAUAUACAAGAUGCAAGAUAAAAGAUACAUGUAUUCCUAAUUAGGUGGUUGCUGUUAUUCGUAAACAUUCAGUAAGCAGUUGUUUCCAAGACCCUAACAUAUUUUACAUAUCCAAAACUGUUGAUGAGCAUGAGUAUCCCCGAAAAUACAAAAAGCCAAAACAAAUAAAGUUGAUGAUCAAAUUUAGCAAUGAAUU